AUGGUUGACCACGGUCGCAAUCAAGGCGACAUAUACGAUACAGCGAUUACCGAGUCCGUACUGUAUCAUCCCUACACAUGCAGCUCACUUGGCGAUGCAGUCGAGUGUGUAACAGGAAGAUACGCUGUGCCCCGUAUUGUACAUUCUGCCGCUAUUGCAACGGAUGAAGGGCAGUAUAACAUCAUGGACUUAUUGGACAAGUUUAUACGAAGUAUCCAGCAGGUCUGCAAUAUCGCGAACAUUAUGCUUGUGGCUUGCCUUUUUACUCAAGUUAGGAACAAGUCUACUUUACAAACCCAAAAGACCAUUGACUACUAA
This is a messenger RNA of Fusarium pseudograminearum CS3096, 318 nucleotides long. RefSeq lists its product as uncharacterized. The record is from RefSeq and is a predicted model, not a curated record. Lineage: Eukaryota; Fungi; Ascomycota; Sordariomycetes; Hypocreales; Nectriaceae. The transcript has 4 exons. Bases 1 to 318 code for a protein of 105 amino acids.